Coffea arabica (coffee) is the source of this 1338-nucleotide messenger RNA. RefSeq names its product peroxidase 4. The record is from RefSeq and is a predicted model, not a curated record. NCBI's taxonomy places the organism in Eukaryota, Viridiplantae, Streptophyta, Magnoliopsida, Gentianales, Rubiaceae. Gene Ontology annotation, molecular function: heme binding; peroxidase activity. Gene Ontology annotation, biological process: response to oxidative stress; hydrogen peroxide catabolic process.
CUCAACUACAAGCUUCAAAAAUAUCGACUUGUUACCAAAACUUGAAAUGGCGUCCUCAUCUAAUUAUUGCCGUAAUUCCUUUACUAUGGUCAGUGUCACGUUACUUAUGGUUAUGUGCUCAAUGAUGAGUUUUGCCUCUGCCCAACUCUCGACUAGCUUCUAUUCUAAGAGUUGUCCGAAAGUGAUUGGUACCAUAAGAUCAGAAGUUCAUUCAGCCGUGUCCAAGGAAAGAAGAAUGGGGGCUUCGCUUGUUCGGCUCUUCUUUCAUGAUUGUUUUGUCCAAGGAUGCGAUGCAUCUAUACUCCUAGACGACACUUCUUCUUUCAAGGGGGAAAAGACUGCUUUUCCCAACAUUAAUUCGAUACGAGGAUUCGGUGUAAUUGAUGACAUCAAGAAAAAGGUAGAAAAAGUUUGUCCAGGUGUAGUGUCCUGCGCCGAUAUUGUUGCCAUUGCUGCUCGUGAUUCCGUUGUCAUUCUUGGAGGACCUAGUUGGGAUGUCAAACUUGGGAGAAGGGACUCCAAAACGGCCAGCCUUUCUCAAGCCAAUAGUGGCCGUCUUCCGGGUCCAACAUCUACUCUCGCUAACCUCAUUAAUAGGUUUCAAGCCGUCGGCCUCUCAGCAAAGGAUAUGGUCGCCUUGUCUGGAGCGCACACCAUCGGGCAAGCGAGAUGUACCAACUUCCGGACUCGUAUAUACAACGAGACCAAUAUAGACACUUCUUUUGCUAAAACCAGACGGAGUCAAUGUCCCGCAACCGUCGGCCGAGGAAACAACAAUUUGGCUCCAUUAGACCUUCAAACUCCUACUGGUUUUGACACCAAAUACUUCCAGAACCUUAUCCACAAGAGGGGCCUCCUACACUCUGAUCAAGUUUUAUACAACGGCGGCUCCACCGAUUCGUUGGUCGAAAAGUACAGCAAGGAUUCGAAGACCUUCAACUCUGAUUUUGUGAAAGCAAUGAUCAAGAUGGGAGAUAUUAAUCCUCUUACGCGAUCUCAAGGCCAGAUAAGGAAAAACUGUAGGAAGCUGAACUGAUUGAUCAUAGCAUCAAUUGCACGUGGUGAUUAAUUUGUGUGUAGGACGUUGUUUUAAGUUUUGAUUGAGUUUUGGGAAGUCUUUCUUCCUUGGUUUGUGUUUUUUUCCCCCCACCAAGCGUUCAAUUCGUCUUUUUCUAUCCUCUUUUUCGAAGUAAGUUGUACUUACCAUUCCGUAUUCUGGAGGCCAAAGAGGCAACCAAGUGAGUAUAGUUAUUUUAAUUUCUACUUCAAUGUAUUGCUUUGAAGAAAGAAAAAUACGUAUUACUAGUGAUUUUACAAAAUUUAAAUAGUUUUAUAUUA